Molecule: messenger RNA, 2002 nt
Organism: Melanotaenia boesemani (Boeseman's rainbowfish)
Lineage: Eukaryota; Metazoa; Chordata; Actinopteri; Atheriniformes; Melanotaeniidae
Exons: 4
Coding region: 148-1428 (426 amino acids)
Biological process (GO): Notch signaling pathway; protein ubiquitination
Source: RefSeq, a predicted model, not a curated record
UGAAGAAGAAGAAGAAGAAAAAGAGCGUGAAAGUAAAACCUCAGAAGCAGCUGGAGGGUUUCUACUCUGGUUUCUUCCAAACAUCGCCGGUGUUUUGGUGUCGGUUUGGAUCAGCGCACUUAGAGAGAAUCUCUGACGUCUUUUAAGAUGGAGUUCCUCUCAAACAUCACGCUGCUCAUUCAUGAGGAUCGUGAUGGAGAUCUGGGAAGCCUGAAGGGGAUCCUGGCUCCUUACAGGGCCCAGAAAACCGGCUCCUGGUACACAGUGAGGGGAACCUUUGAAGAGCUGGACCUGCUCGUAGCCAAACUGUCUCGGCGGGAUGAACGUCGGACUUUCCAGGAGAACCGGCACUCCGUCAGCGUGUCAGAGGUCGUGAUGGACUACAUCCAGCAGAAAUGUGCAGAGAAGCUCCAGAAGAUUUCAGGUGAAUGUUUCGUCCUCGACAUCCAGCCGGACGUCCAAGUGGGCCAGAGUAGAUCCAGGUCCUCGGUUCUGGUGACGUUCAGACCACAUCGUGGAUCUUUAAAUGCUGCCGACUCAUCACGUUUGGACUUUGUGAUGCAGCGAUUCAUCACCUUCUACCAGAGAACAUUAUCUGACCUGCAGGUCACAUCCUUCCAUCUGGGUCUGGAUCGUCCAGGUCUAGACCAUCUGGUACCAGACCAUUUGUCAGAUCUAAGCAGGAAGUUUCCACGUCUCCUCUUCAGACCAGGCCAAAGCAGGAAACAAGUAACCGUCAUUGGACCUUUUCCUUACAUCACUAAACUCAGGGAAUUCCUGUGGGACCGGUCCAGCCGCGGUACGGCCGACAAGCAUCGGACCGGUGUUCCGGACGGGAAGCCGUCCCCAGAACGCGGCAAAGCCAAUGAAGAGGAAUCCUGUCCGAUCUGCAUGGAGCCCAUACAGACCAGGGAGACACUGCAGUGCCGGCAUUCCUUCUGCAGAGGAUGCCUGGCCCAGGCCUUCAGACACAAACCAGUCUGUCCCAUCUGUGGACAGGUCUACGGGGUCCUGAAGGGGGUCCAACCCGACGGGGGCACCAUGGAGGUCAGCACCAAGCGCUCCUCUCAUUACCCGGGAUACGAGAAAUACGGAACAAUAAUCAUCCAGUAUUACAUCCCAGGCGGCAUUCAGACGGACGACCAUCCAAAACCCGGGUCAGCCAUACGAAGGCGCAUCCCGGACAGCCUACCUGCCGGACUCGCUGGACGGCCGGGCGGGGUCCUGAAGCUGCUGAGGAGAGCCUUCCUCCAGAAACUGGUCUUCACCGUGGGACGGUCCACCACCAGCGGCAGGAACAACACCGUCACCUGGAACGAUGUUCACCACAAGACCUCCAUACAUGGAGGACCGUCCCAUUACGGAUACCCAGAUCCAGACUACCUGAGCCGAGUCCGAGAAGAACUGAAAGCCAAAGGAAUCGAAUAACGUGGCGUCACCGUGACUGGACCAAUCAGAGAGCAGUUUCUUCCACUGAAUUUGAGUUUAUUUUUUAUCGUUUUAAUUUAAUUCAAUGUUAUUUUAUUUUUUUCUAAUGUUUGUGUUCUAUUUGUAAGUUAAUCUUUGUUGUUGUGCUGUGACCUUAUUGGACGGGUGACGUUCCUGAUCACCCUGACUGAUCUGACCGAGGAGACGCUGGUCUGUUUGUCUCAGACUAAAUAUCAGCUGUUUUCAUUCAGAAAUGUCGUAGCGUCCAAGGACACCAUGAUUACCUACGUGCCCUGAAGGCAACAUGUGUUCUGGUCCAGGGGGAGGUUUCCAUGAGCCCACCUGGAAGCUUCAGAACCGGUUGGAUCAGAUCCGGUUUGGUCAUCUUUAUCCAUCAGGUGUUGGUUGGAACCCGUCCCUGAGACCCAGUUCUCCCGGUUUUCCCGCCGCUGGUCUCUGAGCGGAGGUGUAGCGCAUCGCCUCCUUCAGACAGAGGCUGCAGCAGGAAGUCUGACAACAUCUUUACCUGUAUUUACCUUUGUUCACAGAAACUAAUCAAUAAAUCCUGAUCGCA